UGACCAAUCAUGAUCGAGUUGUUCCAGGGUCUGCUAGAUACUCCUAGUCCAUGGCGAUAUCAAUACGAGCGGGAGGAAGAGCUUCCUGAAGGAACAUGCCCUUAAGACCUCUAGUUUGGAUGGAUAGAUAACUCACUCUCCAUGCUCCCCUGGUGAUUCAAUGUUUGAUGACUGGUAUCUUUCUUUGAAGCUACUAGUACGCUCUGUGGGCGACCUGCCAUGGAGUGUUGUAACUUCUAGAUGAUCAACAGUGGGAUCGGCCAUUCACCAUGUCGGUUCUAAGUGGAGUUACGCUGAUCCUCGCCGUACUAUUUAUCUCCAUACGACUUGUCCACGCAAUUCCGCAACUCCAGAAGCGCGAUGCCGACUUCUGGAACGUACGGACAUAUCUAACCGAAGACAACAGCGACCGGGGACCAACUCCGGAUGGCGGCCAGAAGUACUUCCACGAAGCAAAGUUCCAUCACCACUACGACGGCCGCUUCGCCGCGCGCGAGCUCCUCGAAGCCGAGCGCCACUACACCCUCCGCCUCCUCGUCAAGACGUACCUCCGCGCCAUGGACGAUCUCGGCGCCGAGACCUGGAUCAUGCACGGGACGCUGCUCGGGUGGUGGUGGAAUGGGCAUAUCAUGCCAUGGGACACCGAUAUCGAUGUGCAGGUCUCGGAGAGUGGCAUCGAGCAUCUGGCGGGGUACUAUAAUAUGACGGUGCAUCAGUUCCAGAUACCGAGGGCGCCGUGGGGAGAGGAGGGAUCGAGUCCGGAUGGUACGACGUUGCCGCAUGUUUCGGGGGGGACGGUGGAGGUGGCCAGCGGGCUGGGCGGUGGGUUGAAGGUACCGGAUUAUAAGCCGGAAAUGAUGGAGGAGGAGAGAGUCCAGCAUCGGAGAUAUUUAUUGGAGAUCAAUCCAUUCUACAAGAACGACUCAAUUGCCGAUAAGUGGAAUGUUAUUGAUGGCAGAUGGAUCGACAUGUCUACCGGACUAUUCAUCGACAUCACGACGCUCCGAACUAACAUCUCGAACCCAAAAAUCAUGUAUUGCAAAGACAAGCACCGCUAUCUCGCCGACGACAUCUUCCCCCUCCGCGACUCCAAGUUCGAAGGCGAACCCGCCAAAAUCCCCUUCGCCUACUCCCAACUGCUGCAGGAAGAGUACGGCCCGCUAAGCCUGAUCUGGAAGAUGUUCAUGGGCCACAAGUUCGAUGAGCGCGUCAAGCAGUGGCUGAUCGACCCGGACUGGGCCGAUCGAGUCCGGAGGAACAAUCAGCGACUAAGGUUACUAGGCGCUACUCGGCGUCGACCGCAGACUUCGAAGCCGAAAACCGCCCUGAAAGAACCCAGCCGGUUUAACGACGGAUGAGUGACCCCGGCGCUGGAACUCAACAUAUUCAUCGCAGAAGCAAUGCGUUGUCAUUCCCCCAGGGGAUGGCCAAAAGGAAAGGUCACGUCGUCUCAUCCGCGUGGCAUUGCCCCUGGUCAGGUG
Messenger RNA from Eremomyces bilateralis CBS 781.70, 1481 nucleotides. RefSeq lists its product as uncharacterized. The record is from RefSeq and is a predicted model, not a curated record. Lineage: Eukaryota; Fungi; Ascomycota; Dothideomycetes; Eremomycetales; Eremomycetaceae. The transcript is spliced from 4 exons. Bases 270 to 1358 code for a protein of 362 amino acids.